CGGGGGCGGGAGCCCCUGGCCGCGCCAGGGGGGCUCCCGUGGGGCUGCCGGACACUGACAGCCGCGGUGCUGCUCGGCGAUGCACGCCGAAGCGACACCAAGCGCUUGGAGCAGGCGCGGUCUGCCGCUUCAGUAAGUUUGCUGUGCACUCCUGCACUCUCCGUUCUGCGCGCGCGUUUGGGCUUUUUGUCAGUUCGUUGCAGACAGAACCGUUUACACUGUGUGAUCCAACCUUCUUCAAUCUUCCUUCUCCGCUGCGCCCAUCAGCGCUUUGUCUGGCUUUGGAAUCGUUAGAAAUGGUUACGUUUGAAGAAGUCAGGAGAACGCUCGUUAGAUUAAAAAAGUGCACCCAUUGCUGGAGGUGUGCACACAGCUGCUGCCACCUCCACCAGGAACACUUUGAACAAUGUGGUUUGGCACCACGGUGUGGUUCUCUGCUGUUCUGUGCCCUGCACCUGCUGCCACAUGGCUGUGAGCGCAGCGCCGCGCUGUUGCCGUGCUGUUGCUCUUUAUAAGAAGCGGCGCGCUUUUGGUUCGUUCUUGUGCAUCGCAAUGAGUCUUUGUCUCUCAACCAGAUCCAGCCCAGAGCACUUCCUGCACGCUCCGAUUUCCAGGGAUUGUCCUGUAACCAUUCAGUGCCAUAAAUCAGAAUUGAGUUAUCAUAGUGAUUCCUGUAAAGUGUGAAUUUUUGUGGCUUUGCUCUGUUUCCCGCUGAUAGAGAACAAAGCUCUUGAAUUGCAGCUUCUGGUGGUUUAGGCUGGAGGGGUUGAUCAUUUCCUGUAUAAUUUCUUAGUCAGACCUUAACUAUGCGGCGAAGCUUUUGUCUCAGCUUCUGACUGUGCCAUGGCUUCAAGUGCAGUGUUCUGAUGGCAAUGAGAGCCCUACCUGCCCUCUGAGCCCCUCUUUUUCUAGGAGCGAGAUACUUAUUUACCUCCAUACAAUGCCACACUUGCAAGACAAUCCUUAAAAUUGUGGAGGGUGUGAAACUAAGACAUGCCCUGCUAUGCUAAAAAGGGGAUGGACAGUUCCAAGUUGAAGUGAAUCCUUGACUGUGCUUCCAAUGGAAAAGCAGCUUGUCUGGAAGAAAGAAUGUUCCUUGGUCUUAGCGCUGCAUUUCAGAGCGAGUUUCUAGCAAUAAUCUGGAGCAUGCACAAUCAGAAUAUGGAGGAUGGUCACUCCCUUUUUGAUUACAGCGUUGGACUGAAUGAUAUUGUUCAGCUCUUGGUUAGACAAAGCCCAGCAGUGCUUCCUGCUGUGAGUAAGGAGAAGGAUUCAGAGCUCUCUGACACAGACUCUGGCUGUGGCUCAGGUCAAAGUGAAUCCGACAAAAGCUCUCACAAUGGAGAAAGUGUCAUGGACCUGGAGGGACAGCCCAGCACGGCAGCACAGUCUGACUGGGCUGACCCAGGAUUUGGCCUCUAUAAGAUCAAUGACUUGGUUGAUGCUCGUGAUAUGAAUAUGGGAGCAUGGUUUGAAGCCCAGGUUGUAAAUGUAACCAGAAGAAAAGCUGCAAAUGAGAGUUGUGCAGUUGCUGAUCAGCAGACAACCGUUCCUGAAGAAGAUGUAAUAUAUCAUGUGAAAUAUGAAGAUUAUCCAGAGAAUGGAGUUGUGGAACUGAGUUCGAAUGAUGUACGGUCUCGUGCACGGACUAUCUUGAAAUGGCAUCAGCUAGAAGUAGGACAGGUGGUGAUGGUCAACUACAAUCCUGAUGAACCAACAGAGAGAGGUUUUUGGUAUGAUGCUGAGAUCCUGCAGAAAAGGGAAACAAAAUUGAUCAAGGAGAUAAAUGCGAAGAUACUACUUGGGGAGGCUGGUGAUUCUUUGAAUGACUGCAGAAUUACAUUUGUGGAUGACAUUUAUAAAAUUGAAGAACCAGGCAGUGUUUGUCCAAUUAGUGCCAGACCAUUGAAACGACAAAGUGGACCCGUGUGUAAAGCUUGUAAGGACAACCCAAACAAAACCUGCAGGAUCUGUGCUUGCCAUAUCUGUGGGGGUAAACAAGAUCCUGAUAAACAGCUCAUGUGUGAUGAGUGUGAUAUGGCUUUCCAUAUCUACUGCCUCAACCCUCCCCUUAGUAGUAUACCAGAUGACGAGGACUGGUAUUGCCCUGAAUGUCGAAAUGAUGCAAGUGAGGUGGUUCUGGCAGGAGAGAAAUUAAAAGAAAGUAAAAAGAAACAAAAGAUGGCAUCUGCUAAUUCAUCAUCACGGAGAGACUGGGGCAAGGGUAUGGCAUGUGUUGGUCGCACGAAGGAAUGUACUAUUGUACCCUCUAACCACUAUGGACCAAUUCCUGGUAUUCCAGUUGGCACCAUGUGGAAGUUCAGAGUUCAGGUGAGCGAAUCUGGUGUUCACAGGCCGCAUGUGGCUGGGAUACACGGCAGAAGUAAUGAUGGUGCUUAUUCCUUAGUUCUGGCAGGAGGCUAUGAAGAUGAUAUAGAUCACGGGAAUUCCUUCACAUAUACAGGGAGUGGAGGUCGUGAUCUUUCUGGAAACAAACGUACAGCAGAACAGUCUUGUGAUCAAAAACUCACCAAUAUGAACAGAGCUUUGGCUCUAAACUGCAGUGCUCCCAUCAAUGACAAAAAUGGAGCUGAAGCUAAGGACUGGAGAGCUGGAAAGCCAGUCCGAGUGGUGAGGAAUGUAAAAGGAGGUAAACACAGCAAAUAUGCUCCUGUAGAAGGGAACAGAUAUGAUGGCAUAUAUAAGGUAGUGAAAUACUGGCCUGAGACAGGAAAAUCUGGAUUUCUAGUGUGGCGUUACUUGCUUAGGAGAGAUGAUGAAGAACCUGCUCCUUGGACCAAAGAAGGAAAGGACAGGAUGAAGAAGCUUGGCCUAACAAUGCAGUAUCCUGAGGGAUAUUUGGAAGCCGUUGCAAACAAAGAUAAAGAAAAUAAUGGAGAUGAUGAGUUUGAUACUCCAGGGAAAGGAAAGAGGAAAAGAAAAUCAGCAGGAGCGGAAGAAAAAGUCCUUAACUCUCCUUCAGGGACUCCGAAGAAAACAAAAGUUGAGCCGUACAAAUUGACAUCUCAGCAAAAAUCUCUUAUAAGAAAUGAUGAAGCCAAUGAAAAACUGUGGAAUGAAGUACUAGAUGCUCUCAAAGAUGGACCGAAAUUUCUAAAUAAAGUUGAAGAGGCUUUCUUGUGUAUUUGCUGUCAAGAGGUUGUGUUUCGGCCAGUCACAACCGUAUGCCAACAUAAUGUGUGCAAGGAUUGUUUGGAUAGGUCCUUCAAAGCUGAUGUGUACAGUUGUCCAGCCUGCCGCUAUGACCUUGGCAAAAACUAUACCAUGCAAGUGAAUGAAACACUGCAGACCAUUCUAACUCAGCUCUUUCCUGGAUAUGGCAACGGACGGUGAUUCCAUAAAGCACUUCUAAUUUUCUUUUGCUCAAACUUAUUAAUGGAUUUUAGAUGGGCUUAAUUUAAGAAAAGAAAAAAAAAAGUAGUUGGUGUUCUCCCAGACCCUUAAAAAAAAAAAAAAAAAAAAA
Phasianus colchicus (ring-necked pheasant) is the source of this 3484-nucleotide messenger RNA. RefSeq names its product ubiquitin like with PHD and ring finger domains 1 (gene UHRF1). NCBI's taxonomy places the organism in Eukaryota, Metazoa, Chordata, Aves, Galliformes, Phasianidae. Gene Ontology annotation, molecular function: ubiquitin protein ligase activity; protein binding. Gene Ontology annotation, biological process: negative regulation of gene expression via chromosomal CpG island methylation; protein ubiquitination. The record is from RefSeq and is a predicted model, not a curated record.